This is a messenger RNA of Sipha flava (yellow sugarcane aphid), 402 nucleotides long. RefSeq names its product jerky protein-like. Bases 1 to 402 code for a protein of 133 amino acids. The record is from RefSeq and is a predicted model, not a curated record. Gene Ontology annotation, cellular component: nucleus. Lineage: Eukaryota; Metazoa; Arthropoda; Insecta; Hemiptera; Aphididae. The transcript has a single exon. Gene Ontology annotation, molecular function: DNA binding.
AUGACAACUUCGGUUAAACGUAAGAAAGUGACUGUAACAAUGGAACAAAAACUCCAAGCUUUAUUUCGUAUUGAUGCUGGUGAAUCAUUAACAAAAAUCGCGCAAGAGUUAGGAGUGGGUAAGCAAACCGUUUCGGAUUGGAAAAAAAAACGAAUAGAAAUUGAAAAUUUUUGUGCGAAAAUGGUGAGCGCGGACAGCUUAGGUAACAGACGCACAUUAAGAAAACCAAACAACGAAGCUUUAGACGAGGCUUUGUACAUUUGGUUUUGUCAACAACGUGAACAAGGAGUUCCGUUGUCGGGUGUUACAUUACAAGCUAUCGCGAUAAAAUUUAAUGAAAAAUUAAAAGGAGAUCCUACUUUUGCUGCUAGUGUAGGAUGGUUGUCUCGGUGGAAAUUGUAA